GCCUCAUAAAGGAGCUCUAUGGCGGAGAUCGUGAUCGGAGUGCUUGCGUUGCAGGGUGAUUUUGCGGAGCACAUAGCUACUCUGAAGAAGUGCGGGGACGUCAAGUGCCGUGAAGUUAGGAAGCUGCAGGACUUGGAGGGCACACACGGGCUGGUGAUCCCCGGGGGGGAGAGCACCGUCAUCUUGAAGCUGCUGCGAGACUUCAAGUUGUUCGAGCAUGUCAAGGCCUAUGGGUCAUCGGGGAUCCCCAUGUUCGGGACGUGCGCUGGUUGCAUCAUGCUGUCUUCUAGCAUCGACGGAAUGCCAGAGCAGGAGACGCUGAGACUGGGCGACUAUUCUGUGAAGAGGAACGCAUACGGCGCGCAGGUCCACAGCUUCGAGUCGCACAUCAAGGGGGACCCUGCCAUCUUCGGGGAGGAGCCGUUGAGAGCGAUCCUGAUUCGAGCUCCUAUGAUCACAAAGUGCGGUCCAAACUUCAAGAUCUUGGCCGAGCACGAGGGCCAUCCUGUUCUUGUCCAGCAGGACAACAUCCUCUCCUGCACUUUCCACCCCGAGAUCACGGGCGACGCCAGGAUCCACAAGUACUUCGUAGAGUUAGUGAAGCAGAAGCAGAUGGCGUAUAAGUCAUGAAGGCCCUCCAAGUAAACGUCCUUUAGUGCU
Guillardia theta CCMP2712 is the source of this 660-nucleotide messenger RNA. RefSeq lists its product as hypothetical. The record is from RefSeq and is a predicted model, not a curated record. NCBI's taxonomy places the organism in Eukaryota, Cryptophyceae, Pyrenomonadales, Geminigeraceae. Bases 19 to 630 code for a protein of 203 amino acids. Gene Ontology annotation, cellular component: glutaminase complex; cytosol. The transcript is spliced from 7 exons. Gene Ontology annotation, biological process: pyridoxine metabolic process; pyridoxal 5'-phosphate biosynthetic process. Gene Ontology annotation, molecular function: glutaminase activity.